Molecule: messenger RNA, 1624 nt
Organism: Gilbertella persicaria
Lineage: Eukaryota; Fungi; Mucoromycota; Mucoromycetes; Mucorales; Choanephoraceae
Product: S-adenosyl-L-methionine-dependent methyltransferase
Exons: 6
Coding region: 79-1398 (439 amino acids)
Molecular function (GO): methyltransferase activity
Source: RefSeq, a predicted model, not a curated record
UUUUAUUUUUAUAUUUCACUUUUCCCUCUCUCUUCCCUCUCUCUUCCCUUUCAUUUCUCUAUACACUUUCUUUAAAUUAUGGGUAAUCAAUCUAGUAAAGAUAGCCUAAUUGAAAGCAUAAAUCAAAGACGCAUUCGUCCUUUGCAUAAAAGUAAUAACAUCUUUGAUGAACAACAAUCAUUUGAAAGAAGGUCAAGAAUGUUAUCAAAGAAAAAGAGUGCCAUUGCUGUUACUCCAGUCAGACAUCAACUUGUUUUGAAUGAUCAUGUCUCCCCUCUUGUUUCGCUUUCAAGCGCUAGUUCUUUUGGUUCAAGAAACCCUAAAAGAAGAAUGUCAUCGAACUCUGUCACAAGUGAGGAAGUUGAACCCAAUACACCUACCUCAAACAAUCAUUCAAGAUCAUCUUAUGACGAAGCAAAUCAUUCUUCUAUGAAUGAACAUAAUCUUACAAAAAGACUUUCUAGUUCAUUACCUGUUAAAUAUUCUGACAACAUAGUGAUUGAGACUACGAAUCCAACUGCAAAAAUCAAUCGUCAAACACCCUUUGCAGAAAAAGCUUGGGUUUGUGAAUAUGGUGCAGAAAAAGAACGCGACAGACAAACAAGACAGCAUUAUGUCCUGAAACAAGUUUUUCAAGGAAAUAUUCAUCUUGAACUGAAUGAACCCUCAAGAAUUUUAGACAGCGCUUGUGGAGUAGGCUUAUGGACGCUUGAAAUGGCUCACGAUUACCCAAAAUGUCAAGUGAUUGGUAUUGAUGUUGUACCUCCUUCCGAAAAGGAGGGCUGGAAUUUAUCUGCCAAAAUUAAUCAUGAAUUUGGAAAGUCUAAUAAUAACAACAAUGUCAAGUUUCAGUAUGGUGAUUUGUUGCAGCCAGAUUUGAUGUUUCCUGAUAACCAUUUUGAUCUUGUCUAUCAAAGAGAUGUUGCCACUGUCUUACCUUUCAAGUCUUGGCCAAAUUUGAUUGAUGAGUUCUUUCGAAUCACAAAGUCUGGAGGGCAGAUAGAACUUGUCGAAUACGAUUUAUUGUUCAGCAACCCAGGUCCUGUUCUCACGCAAGUCAAUGAAUGGUAUCGGUCCGCAGCAGCUACAAUCGGUGUAAACCCAGAUUAUACUGCUUACUUGAGUGAAUUCUUGAAAGAAGCAGGAUUUGUAGAUGUCGAAGUCAAGCUAGUUGAUAUAGCGAUUGGCGAAUGGCCAGAAGGUGAAUUGAAAAAACAGCACGGUUACUUAUACAAAGAACAAAUGAGAGCACUAUUCAAAUCCAUGAAACGUUGGUGGUGUUCAGAGAUUAAAGUAACUCAAGAAGAAUACGAUCGUGUUUGCGCAGAAGCCUUGGAUGAGUUUGAGGCAUAUCAAAGUUCUGCUCAGUGGAAGAUAUUUACCGCAAGAAAACCUUAACCCAUCAUAUUAUAAUGUAACAUCAUUCCUUUCUUUUCUGUUGUAUACCCCCUACUUAUCAUUCUUUAACCAUCUUUCUUUUUUUUUAUACAGUCGUCAUUAACUGUUUACUACUCCCAAACCAUUCAUUUCAAGCACACACACACACACACACACACACACACACACACACACACACACACACACACACACACACACACACACACACACACACACACACACACAC